Molecule: messenger RNA, 2500 nt
Organism: Pelobates fuscus (common spadefoot toad)
Lineage: Eukaryota; Metazoa; Chordata; Amphibia; Anura; Pelobatidae
Gene: ZC3H12A
Product: zinc finger CCCH-type containing 12A
Exons: 6
Coding region: 132-2066 (644 amino acids)
Biological process (GO): 3'-UTR-mediated mRNA destabilization
Cellular component (GO): cytoplasmic ribonucleoprotein granule; nucleus
Molecular function (GO): RNA endonuclease activity; metal ion binding; mRNA binding
Source: RefSeq, a predicted model, not a curated record
CAGAUGUUUCCGCUUACCAACUGUGCUGAGAGCAAUGCUUACACUCACUCCCUCCCUCACAGUUCAGACACACGGAAACCACUGCAGAGCUGAACUAGAGGUCAACGUAGAAUUCAACUGAAGUGCUCAGCAUGGAUAGUCUUCCUUAUGACUUAAAUUGGUCGUUGGAUUUAGCAACUAGCCCUUUUAAUUCAAAUGAACUCCCACACCAUGACAAUCCUAUGACGUAUGGAGAAUCCUCAGACAUGGGUAACCACAGCUUGCAACUUGCACCCUCAAGAGGAAGGGUUAGGGUCAGCACUGAUUUUGCUGACCAAGGAGAAAUGCAAAUGAAAAUAGACUUUUUCCGAAAACUGGGAUAUUCUUCAGAUGAGAUUCACGGGGCGCUGCAGAGUCUAGGGGUGGAUGCUGAUAUAAACACUGUACUAGGUGAACUUGUGAAACAUGGAGGGAAUCCUUCUCAUGGAGGAAAUCCAGAAAGGGAAACUGUACCUGAGGAAUCUUCAGAGUCAUUAUUAGUUCCACGUGGAGGCCUGGGAACCAAGACUACCACAUCUUCAUCUUCUCCAGAAGACAAAGACGGAAACAAUUUGAGGCCAGUUGUCAUUGAUGGCAGCAAUGUGGCAAUGAGUCAUGGAAAUAAAGAAGUAUUUUCAUGUCGAGGGAUUCUUCUUGCUGUCAACUUCUUCUUGGAAAGAGGGCACCAGGAUAUCACUGUAUUUGUACCAUUGUGGAGAAAGGAGCAACCUAGACCUGAAGUGCCUAUAACAGAUCAACAUAUUCUCACUGAGCUAGAAAAGAAAAAGAUCUUAGUUUUUACACCUUCCCGGAGUGUUGGAGGAAAACGACUAGUGUGCUAUGACGACAGGUUCAUAGUGAAAUUGGCCGUCAAAUGUGAUGGAAUAAUUGUUUCAAAUGAUACUUACAGAGAUUUGCAGAGCGAGAAGCCAGACUGGAAGAAAUUCAUAGAGGAGCGACUGCUGAUGUACUCAUUUGUCAAUGACAUAUUUAUGCCUCCUGAUGAUCCUUUGGGACGACAUGGACCAAAUUUGGAAGACUUCCUCAGGAAAAAACCAUGUGGACCCGAAAAUAAGAAACUACAAUGUCCUUAUGGCAAAAAGUGCACGUAUGGAAUGAAGUGUAAGUUUUAUCAUCCUGAGAGGGCAAACCAGACUCAACGUUCUGUGGCAGAUGAAUUGCGCGAAAAUGCGAGGCUAUCCCCCACUAAAGGCACUGUGUACUCUUCUAUUGAAGACAAAAAGUCAAGAAAACUUUCAUUGGUGGAUACUCCAUCUUUAGAGUCUGACAAAUCCUCCUUUCCAAAACUGCCAGUGGAGAGAACUAACUCUUCACAAAAGUGUAGACCACUGGAUAAGAAUCUAAUUAAGCAAAAUCACAAUUCAGCUCCUGAAUGGUACUCCUCUUCAAGCACAUCUAAAGACUCUCAUCACUAUAUAUCUUCAGAUUCCGGCUUUGAGACAUGGACAAGUGUAUCAAAAAGCUACUGUGAUCCUUCUCAUGAGUCUGUAGAUCAUGGCUUCUGCAGUUGCAGUCAGCAGAGACACUGCUGUUCAGACAUAAAUGACAUGGACAAUACCACCCAUAAACACUACUGCUCCCAAAAAUCCACUUCGCAUGGACAUAAUUCUGCUUCUUAUUUCCCAUAUAACCAGUCAUCACAUUGGUCAUCCCAGUACCCACCUCACCAAAUAUAUAGAAGAGAACUGACUGAUUCAAUUCCCCCUGGUCAUUGUAGCCUCCCUAAUGAUUACAAUGCAUCCUCCACACCCUCACUUGCGUACUGGUCUGAGCCAAACCCGGUCAAUCAUUCGAACAGACAUCAAAGUAGCUACCCUGCGUGCAGGUCAGUUCCACCUCCUAACGAUUUCCGCCAAUGGCCAAGCACUGAACAGUUCACCCCGGAACAAAUAAAUGUGCGCACAAGGCUUUGUGCCAUCUUCCAGCCCUCAUUAGUUGAUGCUGUCAUGAAAAGGUUUCCACAGCUACUGGAUCCCCAAAGAUUAGCAGCUGAAAUACUUCAUUACAGGAUGCAAAAUGGAAUGUGAAAGUAACUAGAUAACUUAUUAUAAACUAUAGUUAGUGCAGGUUGUUCUAUGGCCAGUAUUUACUGGGGUGAAUGCUAUGCGUGUAUGGUAAAUGCAAACUGGUGGUUAGAUUGUAGAACAAGACCAAUUUUAAGGCGGCUUUAAAAGAAGUAGAGUAAGUAGGGACAGAAUCACAGAUGCUGGAAUGUUGGUUUUUGAUGGGUCUUGUAGACCCUCCUACAAAUGUAGCCAUAGCCUAAUUAUUUUCAAAAACCCAAAACACAGGCUGAAUUUCCCUACAAGUGGUUUAAUUCCAUAGUGCACAUCAUAGAUACUGAGGAUAAACGGUUUGAACAUUGACAUGGGCUGUUUAAGAGAAUAAGUGGGGGAUGCCAUUUCCCUUGAAGGAUGUGUACCCAUAGAAUAAUAACAUUAAAAGAUGGAACUGUUGUACA